AGAGAAAAGAAAUCCAAAAGAUGGUCUCAUGGGGGAUUAUUAAAAGGUCAACCAGCUGGUAUAAUAACCCACAUGUGGUUGUAAAGGAGAAGAAUGGUGGAGUCAGGUUGGUUCUGGAUGCCAACAAGUUACAUGAAAUCAUUGUAGGGGCGAGUGAUACACCAGCUAACAUAGACGACAUUUUGCAAAAGUUCCAUGAGUGUAAGUUUCAGACUCCUUUUGAUUUGACUUGUGGCUAUUGGAAUAUCAGUUUGGCCAAGGAAUCUAGGCCAUGUACAGCAUUUUUACAUGAAGGAUUAACAAGGAAGGUAUACAUCCUGAUGCAGAAAAGUUUGCUGCCAUUGCAGAUUUCCCACACCCCAAGAACAAGAAGGAUCUUAAAGCUACAUAUGGCUUGUAUGGCUUCUACCGAAAGAUAUGCCACAUAUGAACUUAUGCUCAAUGAGAAACCCUGCAACAUCAUGAGAGCAGAAGUGGAUUUCCCUCAGGUAAGACAAAAAGAUCAAAUUGACUAA
Molecule: messenger RNA, 515 nt
Organism: Schistocerca americana (American grasshopper)
Lineage: Eukaryota; Metazoa; Arthropoda; Insecta; Orthoptera; Acrididae
Exons: 3
Coding region: 21-515 (164 amino acids)
Source: RefSeq, a predicted model, not a curated record